Molecule: messenger RNA, 687 nt
Organism: Exophiala oligosperma
Lineage: Eukaryota; Fungi; Ascomycota; Eurotiomycetes; Chaetothyriales; Herpotrichiellaceae
Exons: 5
Coding region: 1-687 (228 amino acids)
Source: RefSeq, a predicted model, not a curated record
AUGUCCGGUCAGAAGCGUAUCACGAGGGAGCUGCGCGAUUUGACGGCCUCGCCACUGACUGGCAUCACAGUCGCUUUGACAGAUGAGUCGGACCUGUUCAAAUGGGUCGUCACCAUGGAAGGACCCGCGGGUUCUCCUUAUGCUGGCGGUGUCUUCACUCUCAACAUCACCCUUCCACCAACCUACCCUUUCAAGGCCCCGACCGUCACCUUUGCCACCAAGAUCUACCACCCCAACAUCAGCAAUGACAACCCGCCCAACAGCGGCACCAUGUGUCUCGGAAUGCUCAAGGACAGCGAGUGGAAGCCCAGCACCAAGAUGUCUGCCGUGUUGGAAUUUGCCAGACAAUUGUUGAAAGAACCAAACCCUGACGAUGCUGUCGAAGCUAAGAUCGCCGAACAGUACCGUGACGACCGGGCUGCGUACGAGAGGGAGGCCAAAGAAUGGGAAUUCUUGUCGAAAUUCCUCCUCCGCGACUCUGGCUCUGGUUCCGAACUCGCUCCGAAUCCCUUGCCGACUCUUGCCCCCCCAGCUAAUGCUCUCGGCGCCGCCUAUGUCCCGGUUGUCGCUGAAGCUGAAGCUGAAACGACUCCUGGGCCUCAAAAUGGUGGAGAAACUGCUGCUGCUGAGCCUGCAAUCCAGCUCUACGGACUCGGCGUCAGCUUUGGUCGUUCAACUGGUAAUUGA